UAAAGACAUUCUUAACAAGGCUGGAAAUGUGGCUGAGGAAACUGGUGGGAUCUUCAGCUUUAAAAUAUUUUAGGCUGGGUCCUAGGUUUCCUCACGAUCUAUUAAAAUUAUUGUAUAUAGGUAGGAUAAAAAAUUUUAAAAAACCGAACAAAAUAAAGUAAUUACAGCAUCUCUAACAAGAUCGUAUUUUCCUGAAGGUGGUUAAGCCAUCGUACCGGAACCUCUAAACGGAGGGUCCUAGGCAGUACCGAGGAGUGACAGCAACACCGCCACGCCGGCAGAAAAGCCUGUUUUGGUCUCCGCCCUGUUCCUCUUGUUCCUUCUAACCGCUUCCCUCCUCGCCAAUUCCGGAACGGAACUCUUUUUUCAUUCUCCCCAGUUUAAUUGUAGGACCAAUUUCAUCAACACAAUCCGGAGUGGUCAACAUGGCGGCGGCCGUAAGGUGCCUCGGGAGAGUCUUGAUAUGUCAUCAGAGAUGUCAUCUUUCCAAGAUGAUUUAUCAGAUGUCUCUUUAUCCUUGUUCUUUAAACAUUCAAGUGCCCAACAGACAUUUUGCUGCUGCUGCUACAAAGCCUGCAAAGAAAACAAAAAAAGAUACCAAAGAAAAAGCGACAGAUGAAAAAAAAGACGAGAUAGAAAAAAUAAAAUCAUAUUCCUACAUGGAAGGUGAACCUGAAGAUGAUGUCUAUUUAAAACGCUUAUACCCAAGGCAGAUAUAUGAGGUGGAGAAAGCUAUUCAGUUACUUAAGAAAUUUCAAAUUUUGGACUUUACUCAUCCAAAGCAAGGGGUUUAUCUUGAUUUGACACUGGAUAUGGCAUUGGGGAAAAAGAAAAAAGUGGAGCCAUUUGCCAGUGUUAUUAGUUUUCCAUACCCAUUUGCAUCAGAAAUCAAUAAAGUUGCUGUAUUUACUGGGAAUGCAUCAGAGAUUGAAAUAGCAGAAGAAAAUGGAGCUGCUUUUGCAGGAGGAACUAGUCUGAUUCAGAAGAUUUUGGAUGAUGAAGUUCAAGUAGACUUUUAUGUAGCUGUUCCAGAAAUAAUGCCUGAGCUUAAUCCAUUAAGGAAGAAACUGAAAAAAAAGUUUCCUAAGCUUACUAGAAAUUCCAUUGGCCGUGACAUCCCUAAAAUGCUUGAAUUAUUUAAAACUGGACAUGAAAUUCACGUAGAUGAAGAAAGGGAGAACUUUCUCAGUACCAAAAUAGCCACAUUGGAUAUGUCAAGUGACCAGAUAGCUACCAAUCUUCAAGCAGUUAUUAAUGAAGUGUGUAAACAUAGACCUCUGAAUUUGGGUCCCUUUGUGGUACGUGCCUUCCUUCGUAGCUCAACAAGUGAAGGUUUGCUACUAAAGAUUGAUCCAUUGCUGCCCAAAGAAGUAGAAACUAAGGAAAGUAACCAAGAAGCUGCCUAAAAGUGUUGAAUUGUGAAAUUCUUUUCAAUGGAUUAAGAAACAACAAAGAAAAUUAUAAAACUGCAUAAUUUCUACA
Messenger RNA from Marmota flaviventris (yellow-bellied marmot), 1482 nucleotides. RefSeq names its product mitochondrial ribosomal protein L1 (gene Mrpl1). Lineage: Eukaryota; Metazoa; Chordata; Mammalia; Rodentia; Sciuridae. Gene Ontology annotation, molecular function: RNA binding; structural constituent of ribosome. Gene Ontology annotation, cellular component: large ribosomal subunit; mitochondrion. The record is from RefSeq and is a predicted model, not a curated record. Gene Ontology annotation, biological process: translation.